AUGAAAAUUAAUGUAAAUAGCAAAAAUGAAGAUUCAUUGUCUGUAAAUAAAAUCUCAUCUGUGACUGGACCUUCUCCCACGAGUUCUAAAGCAAGUACUAAAAAUGAAGAUUCAUUAUUUAUAAAUGAAACUUCAUCUAUAACUAACCCUUCCACCACCAACUCUAAAAACAAAAAAAAACUAUCCACAAUCAAAAAUAAACUUCCAAUCAAACCUUCAUCCAAAAUCGCCAAACCAUGUACUCGAACUAGGACUUGUCGAAAAUUGACAGACCUGGCAAAAGAAGCACUAACUAAUUCAGAUGAACAAGCAGCAACUUCUCCGCCUAAUAAUAUACAACCAGAAAUAAAGGAUAUGGUUAAAAAUGCAUAA
This is a messenger RNA of Racocetra fulgida, 372 nucleotides long. The record is from the annotation of a GenBank genome assembly. Lineage: Eukaryota; Fungi; Glomeromycota; Glomeromycetes; Diversisporales; Gigasporaceae.